Molecule: messenger RNA, 4223 nt
Organism: Sus scrofa (pig)
Lineage: Eukaryota; Metazoa; Chordata; Mammalia; Artiodactyla; Suidae
Source: RefSeq, a predicted model, not a curated record
UGGAGCCUGAGCCCCGCACAGGAGAAUCCUCGGGUCAGAGGUCACCCCUGGGUCAAAGUCCGCUUUGGCACUGGAGAACUUCAGGACGCCAACUCGCUGCCUCGCCUCCCUCGCUGCCCAGGAGCACCGCGCCCAGAAAAAAAGGACUGCACGCGCACACCCCAUUUCUCCCGUGCGUUUCUGCCUUUCCCCUGCGUUCUCCUCCCACCUUCCCCAAGAAAGGCAGGAGCGAGGCAUCCGGCCUGCCCACUGCCACCAUGGCCCACCUGCGGUCAUGCGAGGUCCGGCAGCUGCUGCACAACCAGUUCGUGGUCAUCAUGGGGGACUCCGUGCAGAGGGCCGUGUACAAGGACCUAGUGCUCCUGCUGCAGAAGGACUGCCUGCUCUCUUCCAGUCAGCUGAAGGCCAAGGGCGAGCUGAGCUUCGAACAGGAUGUGCUGCUGGAGGGUGGCAGGUGGGAACGUAUGCACAAUGGCACCCACUACCGUGAGGUGCGCCAGUUCCGCUCUGGCCACCACCUGGUGCGCUUCUACUUCCUCACGCGUGCGUACUCCCCGUACGUGGAGGACGUCCUGGAACACCUGCUGCGGGGCGAGCACGUCCCGGAUUUGGUGGUCAUGAACUCCUGCCUCUGGGACCUCUCCAGGUACGGCCAGAACUUCCCCAAGAGCUACCAGGAGGACUUGGAGAGCCUGUUUCGGCGCCUAAACCAGGUGCUGCCGGAGACCUGCCUUCUGGUGUGGAACACCGCCAUGCCAGUGGCUGAGGUCGUCUCGGGGGGGUUCCUCCCUCCUGAGAACCAGUCCGGAUGCGCGCGCCUGCGGGGAGACGUGAUGGAGGCAAACUUCUACAGCUCAGCUGAAGCUAGCAGGCACGGCUUCGAUGUGCUGGACCUUCAUUUUCACUUCCGGCACGCGGGGCAGCACCGGCAGCGAGACGGCGUGCACUGGGACGGGCGCGCGCAUCGCCACCUCACCCAGCUGCUGCUGGCUCAUGUGGCUGAUGCCUGGGGCGUGGACCUCCCCUGCUACUACCCCGUAGGCAGGUGGAUCAGGGAUGGCCCCACCAGGGGAUGUCCAGGUCACGUGGGCCAGAGGCGAUCUCAGAACAGCAGAGGUGACCCGGGGGAAGAGUCCAGGCACCCACCCACGCCCUCGUACCUCCGCGCUCGAUGGCAACCUUCUGUGACCUUUCCUCAGGUUCGACCUCCAUCCCAGCACUACCGCCAAGGUGCUUAUGUGCCCUCGCAUCCGUCUUCACACCGCAGGCAAGUCUCCAGUGAUUCUUCAGCACGCCAGGUGGAAUAUACUGGUGAAGCAAACUUGAGUGACUGGGAGACACACCUGGGCCCGAUUCGCAGAACCUCUACCCAACAUCGGAGCAGAGUGUCUCCUCCCUACCCUCCCUGGCGCCCCAGCGGGCCACGCAGACGCCAGAGAAGACGCACAAACAGAGGGACCCGACCACACCCAGAAGCACAGCCUCAGUAGGCAGACCUAAACCUGGGCUGCUUCGCAACACAGUGGAUAGUCUGCACAGACUGCCUCACUCCUCUCGCACAGGCCUGGCUUUCAGCAACGCUACCAUGGUGAGGACUCCUUCAGCCUCUUACUUUUACUGGUGAACAGCCUCACACAUCCAUCUUUGCCAGAGCCUCCACCCCAUUUCUUGGUGAGGGAGCAAGAAUUCAGACCACCUCAGCGUUUGUGAGCAAAUGAGUUCUAAAAGAAAAAGUAUACACACAGUUAAGCCUUACCUAAAUACAAGUCUUCCAACAAUAUUCUCCAUAGACGUUCUUCCCAAAAAGAAAAAAGUAAAAUUUUGAUCCUUAAAACUUUACAAAACAUUUGUAUUAAGGCUUCAGUAUCACCACUAGUUUUUACAUACAUUUAUAGAACUUAAUCCCCAAAGCUUUCACCACAAAUUCCCUUGCACAUUUCCUUGAUUAAAUUUAACUAUGCUUCAACAGAAUAUCCUAAACAAAAAGUAUUCCAUUCACUAACACAAGGUGGGUUUUUUGUUUUGUUUUUUCCAUUAGAAGCAUAUUUUCUACUCUCAGGCUCAUCAAAUUUUUUAAAAUACUUUAUUUUUUAGAGUAAUUUUAGAUUCACAGCAAAAUUGAGAGGAAAUUAGAGAGUUUUGAUAUACUUUCCAUACACAGCCUCCCCCAGUAUGAGCAUCUCACAUCAAAAUUGUACAUAUUUUUACUUUCAGUAAAACUAUAUUGAUACAUCAUUUCCCCCAAAAUCCAUUUUUGCCAUUAGGGUUCACUCUUGAUCUUGAUUCUGUGUUUUUUGACAGAUGUAUAAUUACAUAUCGACCAUUAUAGUAUCAUACAGAAUAGUUUUAUUGCCCUAAAAUUCCUCUCUGCUCCGCUUCUUCAUUCCUCCCCCUCCAACCCCUGGCAACACCCAUCCAUAACCAUCUCCAUAGUUUUGUGUUUAUGAGAAUGUUAUAUAGUUGGAAUCAACAGCAAGUAGCCUUUUCAGAUUGGCUUCUUUUACGUAGUAAUAUGCCUUUAAGAUUCUUACAUGUCCUUUCAUGGCUUGAAUACCUCAGUUUUUAGUGCUAAAUAGUAUUCCAUUGUCUGAAUAUGCCACUGUUUAUCCAUUCACUGGCUAAAGUACAUCUUAAUUGCUGCCAAGUUUUGGCAGUUAUAAAUAAAGCUUCUUCAAAUAUUCAUGUGCAAGUUUUUGUGUGUAUUUAAGUUUUCAGCUCCUUUGAAUAAAUACCAAGGAAUGCAAUUGCUGGCUCAUAUGGUAAGAGUAUGUUCAGUUUUGUAAGAAAAUUCCAAAUGGUCUUCUGAAGUAGCUCUGCCAUUUUGCAUUCCCUUCAGCAACUAAUGUUGUUCCAUAUCCUUGUCAGCAUUUGGUGUUGUCAGUGUUUUGGAUUUUCACCAUUAUAGUAGGCACAAGGUAUCUCAUUUCAAUCUUCAAUUCCCUAAGGACAUGAUAUUGAGCAUCUUUAAUAUUCCUACUUACCAUCUGUAUAUCUUCUUUGAUGAAAUGCCCAUUUUUAAUCAGUUGUUCCUUUUUUUAGACUUAAGAUUUUAUUGGUGUUUAAGAAAGCAAUUGACCUUUGUAUACUUACCUUGUAUCCUACAACCUUGCUAUAAUUGCUUCUUACUUCCAGGAGUGUUUUUGUUGAUUCUCUCAGGUUUUCUACAUAGAUGGUCAUGUCAUCUGUUGACAAGUAGAGUUUAUCUCUUCCUUCCCAAUUUGUCUACCAUCUAUUUCCUUUUCUUGUCUUGAUACACUAGUUAGGGCUUCCAGUAUGAUGUUGAAAAGGAAUGGUUAGAGGAGAUAGCCUUGUCUUUCUCCUAAUCUUGGUGAGGAAGCUUAUAGUUUCUCACCAUUAAGUAAGAUUUUAGCUGUUGAUUUUUUUGUAUGUUUUUUAAUUAAAUUGAGGAUGGUCCCCUCAAUUUCUGGUUUGCUAAGUUUUCCUCAUGAAUGGGAUUGGAUUUUGUCAAAGGCAUUUUCUUUCUACUGAUAUGAUUGUGUGAUUUUUUUUUCUUUGUAGCUUGUUGGUGUGAUGGAUUAUAUAAAUUUGAUUUUUGGAUGUUGAACCAGCUUUGCAUGUCUAGAAUAAAUCCCAGUUGGUCAUAGUGUAAAAUUAUUUUUAUACACUUUGGGAUUUCACUUGCUAAUAUUUUCUUGAGAAUUAUUGUGUCUAUAUUCUUGAAAGACAAUUGUCUGUAGUUUUCUAUUGUAAUGUUUUUGCCUGGCUUGGUAUUAGAGUAAUGUGAUCUUAUUGAAGGAGUUAGGAAAUAUUGCACCUGCUUCUAUCUUCUGGAAGAAAUUCUAGACAACCAGUGUAAUUUCUUUCCUAAAUGUUUGGUAGAAUUUGCUAGUGAAUCCAUAUGGGACUGAUGCUUUCUGUUUUGGAAUGUUAUUAAUUAUUGAUUUAAUUUCGUUAAUAAAGCUAGGCUUAUUUAUAUUGUCUAUUUCUUCUUCUCUGGGUUUGGAUAGAUUUCAUCUUUCAAGAAAUUGGUCCAUUUAAUCUAGAUGGGCAUAGAGUUGUUCAUAAUAUUCCUGAAUUUUUUUAUUCUUUUAAUGUCCGUGAUAUUUGUAGUGAUGUCCCCUUUCAUUUUGACGUUAGUAAUUUGUGUCCUUUUUCUCAAUUUUCCUGGCUAUUAUUGAUCUUUUCAAAGAAUCAGCUUUUGGUUCUAUUGAUUUUUCUAAAUGGAUUUUCUGUUUUUAAUUUCUUUUGGUUUUUGCUCUAAU